Pseudopipra pipra is the source of this 3209-nucleotide messenger RNA. It is a transcript of the gene SH2D1A, whose product is annotated as SH2 domain containing 1A. Lineage: Eukaryota; Metazoa; Chordata; Aves; Passeriformes; Pipridae. Gene Ontology annotation, biological process: regulation of immune response; regulation of signal transduction. The record is from RefSeq and is a predicted model, not a curated record. The coding region runs from base 1742 to 2119 and encodes 125 amino acids. The transcript is spliced from 6 exons.
UACAGAGAUGUCCAAGGCCUUAGAAGGCUCCUGUAGAAGACUAGGCAGGAAAAAUAGACAAGCCAGAUAUAGAAGGAAAACAGCCAAAAAGGGCAUCAUAGUAAAUAUUGAACAUUAUACUCCUUCCCCCCGGGACAAACCCCCUGUUUGAAGUGACAAGAGCAGACCAGUUUGGUUUAGCUGAGGCUCGACGUGGUGCAGCUCCUGAGCUGCCUCCAGCAGAACGUGCUAAAGGCUGCGGUGCCCUGGUUUUCGCAGGGCUGUGCGACACUUUGCUCUUCUGUUGAUCACCUUUGUGUUUGUGUCAAACCUCAUGGAAACAGAAUUAAAAAUAAACUAACGUAAACUCUACCAUGUACAGAGGAAGGUGUAGGUCUGCCCAGUGCCUGCGGCGGAGAUGGACAGGCAGCCGCAGUGCGCAGGAGGGCUGCACAGCUGAACUGCUGCCUGGCCCUGUGGUUGGGUGGGUUUUACAUCUUGCUGUAUUGUGUGCUCAGGCAGUUGUGCAGAACAUCCUUCAUUUCUGGCUUCUGCUCUCCAUUACAUCUGUGCUGAUGGUGUAAGAGAAGUGACCGAAAAGCUCAUCCAGCCAGGAGCCCCAGCAUGUCACCCCUGUACACCUUCCACAGCAUGAACACUAUCACUUAAUGCCUUUUUUAUUUAUUUUUUUUUAAAGCCAGGGUCUGGGAAGCUCUGCAUGGGUGGUUUGUUGCUGGACUCUGUUGGCAGGUUAUUGCUGCAGUUGCUGAAGGUGCUGCAGGCUCAUGGUGCUGCCCCAAGGUCUUGGUGCCCUGUGCCAAGGGCGGCUGGGUGGUGGCGAUGGCCUCUCUGCUCUUGGGGCUUGGAGAAUGGGUUUACCCCAUAACUCUUCUUUCCCUGUUCCAUCAGAAAUGACCCCCCUGCCCUGCCUCUGCUCACAUCCUGAGUUUAUAAGCAUCUUCAGGUAGUAAUGGCUUUAGAGCUGCUCCUGAAUAAAACCCUAAGAUGAACACUGUAAGAACAGUAAGAGUGCUACACUAAUGUGUAAUAAAAAUCAAGUGCCCUGCUAACCAAAUACUUCAUGUCUUCCUUGAAUUUAAACUCUACUAAAAUUUCCUCUUUUAAGUGGACAAAAAAUGUUUUCAAGUGAUGAUGCAUAUUUUAAAUUCAUUUUUAAAUGAUUAUCUUAAGAUACGCUACAGACAAUGAAAAGCAGUGCGUGGGUGCUUGGGGCAACACUAGGGCAGACACACUCUUCAAUGUGAAUUAGUUUCUAUAAUCACCUAUUAUAUAAUCACCUGUCAUGUGUUUUAUUGUUGUUAUUAGUUAAUUUGCAUAAUAUUAAUAUUUAUUAUUACUCUGGCCCCCAGAAGGAUUCCAGGACAUCAAAAGAAGCUCUGGCAACUUCUCAUGCUCCAACUGCAACUGGAAGGCACUGGGACAGUGGCAGCAGAGCUCUGUGCUGUGUGACCGUAUCACUCCACGUAGGCAGAGAAUCAAUUCUGAUUGAUGACACCAAACACCCAAUUCCCAGGUGAUGAGAAAGUUUGUUUUUUCAAGUUCUGAGCACUGCACAGAAAUUUUCAAAGCAGUUAAUGUGCACCUUGAGGACUGAAUAUUCUGAGAGGCUUCAGAGGUGUGAACACAUCCUGUUUACAUCUGCCACCAAGACAGAGAGGCCGAGGGGAGCACACGGCUGAGGCACAGUUGGAGGCAGCACCGUGCACAGGGAGAGCUCCCUGCGGUGGGAGACGGCCCCGGCAUGGACACGCUUCCCAUCUACCACGGGCGCAUCACGCGGGAGGCUGGGGAGAAGCUGCUGCUGGAGGCGGGCGCGGACGGCAGCUACCUGCUGCGGGACAGCGAGACCAUCCCCGGAGCCUACUGCCUCUGCGUGCUGCAUCAGGGUUAUGUUUAUACCUACAGAGUGUCCCAGACAGAAACUGGAUCCUGGAGUGCUGAGACAGCGCCUGGGGUCCAGCGGAGGCUCUUUCGGAAAGUGCACAACCUCAUCUCGGCCUUCCAGAAACCCAACCAAGGCAUUGUAACACCCCUGCAGCACCCAGUCAUCAACCACAUGAAAGCCAAAUAUUCCCCAGGGAGGAAUGAAGGCCAUGACUUCCACCUGCAGCCAUCAUGAGGAUGUUUCCCCAACUGUGACAUAACCACAUCUUCCAGUGUCUCCUCUAGUCCAUGCUCUAAGACAAUGAUUUAUAUGAUAGUUAAUACAACUCCAUGAGUUUUCUUGUAACAUUUACAGAAAUGUGUAUUUCAUAGAAUUUAUAGUUCAAAAUGUAGAAGUUUAAGUUUCAGAAUACUUCGAAUUUGGAGUGAGAUUUUUUUUUUUGGUUUCUGUUUGUUUGUUUGUUUUCUAAGAGAGGACAAAAAAAAGGAAGAACAUAAUAUCUUUUCCCCCGUUUAUAAUGUCAAGUAAAAAAUAUUUUUCCCUUCAAGAUUAGUUCUUAAUUAAUAAUUUGUUACUAAUUUUACAUUGCUGAACUUUGGAGUCUUCUUUGCUUUGUUCUGAUUGGCAUUUAUGCAGAACUGGGCAAGCCCCCUUUUAUAACCUUAGGAGAAUUGUUUACAUUAAAGUGUCCUUGCCUUGGGUGGGCUGUGUGUCUGUCAUUCAUACAGUUCCUAAAGAUAUUCCAGAAGUGACACUGUGAGGAUCCUCACUAACUGCUUUCCCAUCACACCAGGCGUUCUGCCCUGUAACAAAAUCUUUAGCUUGCACAAAUGAUCAAAAGCAUAAGCAAUGCACAGGGUAACUGAGAACACCCAGUGAAGUGGAAAGCCUGGUUCUUUGCUUUUAGGUAUUCUCUGAACUUGAAACAAGCCACCUUUGCAUACAAUUUAAAUGGAUAAAUUAUUUUUCGUGACAGUUUCUUUGCUUUCUUUUUACUACCCAUGUAUUUCCAUGCUGCUGCUGGGCUCCUGGAGGGGAGGUUGAAUCUACAGGACUUGUCAGCUGUGCAGGGUUAGUGGGCAACACUGUUGCUAAGUUGUGACAAUUUCAGUUCAUGACUCAGUUUCUGUCUCACUGAAGGCCAAAUUUCAUUUGCAGUGAAAUGUCCUGUCAUAUUUUACUCUGUAUGUGUACGUGUUGCUCUGUGCCCUCUUGGUACGUGUGCUCGUUGGUUGAAACAGGUCUUACCUUAACAUAGUGCCAUACAGUGGCAGAUCCAGCAUGAUUUCCUCUUUAAUAAAAUAUUUAAAGGCUGUUUUUUUAA